AUGUUGCUCUGCCGCAAUACGAAGCUGAUCGAAGAUAUCAAGCUCUUUAUACGCUUCUCCUGCAUCGCGGAUCUUAUCUUUGCUAAUAACAUCUUUCUCUUUGUAGAAAAGAUCCUUAUCAAAGGCCAGAGCUUUGUUGUUAAGUAUCAAGCUCUUGAAAUUUUCGAACACCUGCAUGAUCUUAUUGAGGUUUUUGGCUUGCAGUGGAUAGAGCUUUAA
Molecule: messenger RNA, 219 nt
Organism: Plenodomus lingam JN3
Lineage: Eukaryota; Fungi; Ascomycota; Dothideomycetes; Pleosporales; Leptosphaeriaceae
Source: RefSeq, a predicted model, not a curated record